Molecule: messenger RNA, 1372 nt
Organism: Nematolebias whitei (Rio pearlfish)
Lineage: Eukaryota; Metazoa; Chordata; Actinopteri; Cyprinodontiformes; Rivulidae
Gene: wnt9a
Product: wingless-type MMTV integration site family, member 9A
Exons: 4
Coding region: 16-1119 (367 amino acids)
Biological process (GO): multicellular organism development; canonical Wnt signaling pathway; neuron differentiation
Cellular component (GO): extracellular region
Molecular function (GO): frizzled binding; cytokine activity
Source: RefSeq, a predicted model, not a curated record
UGGAGCCGCAGCAAAAUGCUGGAUGGACACCUUCUCCUGGGAUGGUUAUCGUUCACAAUUAUAGUGUAUCUUCUAAGCGUGCCUGGACCCACUACAGCAUACUUUGGACUGACAGGUAAUGAACCAUUAUCUAUCCUGCCACUGAACUCACUACCAGAAGAGACCAUGGGCAAGGCCCACUACAAGCUUUGUGACCAGCUCAAACUGGAAAAGAAGCAGCGCAGGAUGUGCAGACGAGACCCGGGCAUGGCGGACACUUUGAGGGAGUCCAUAAUCAUGAGUGCCCUAGAAUGCCAGCACCAAUUCCGCUUUGAGAGGUGGAACUGCACCUUGGAGGGGCGCCACCGGAGCAACAUAUUAAAAAGAGGAUUUAAAGAGACAGCCUUCUUGUAUGCCAUCUCCUCGGCGGGGUUGAUGCACGCGUUGGCCAAAGCUUGCAGCGCUGGACGCAUGGAGCGCUGCACGUGUGACGAGGCCCCAGACCUGGAGAACCGCAAGGCUUGGCAGUGGGGAGGCUGUGGAGACAACUUCAAAUACGCCAACAAGUUUGUCAAGGAGUUUCUGGGCAAACGCUCCAACAAGGACCUGCGUGCACGUGUGGACAUGCACAACACAAAUGUGGGCAUGAGGACAAUCAAAGCUGGAAUGGAGACCACUUGCAAAUGCCACGGUGUCUCUGGCUCCUGCACCGUCCAGACCUGCUGGAGGCAACUUCUGCCCUUCCAUGAGAUUGGCAAGCAGCUUAAGCAGCGCUACGAGACCUCUUUCAAGGUCGGCAGUUCCACCAAUGAGGCUACUGGGGAGGGAGAGAUCUCCACAGGCCGGAGCCAGCAGCAGCAGCAUUCACUGCCUGGGUUGAGCGAUCAAAUCCCCCGCACUAUGGACCUGCUCCACAUCGAGGACUCGCCCAGCUUCUGUAAACCCAACAAGUACUCGUCUGGCACUGCAGGCCGUAAGUGCUACAAGGACAAAAACUGCGACGCUAUCUGUUGUGGGCGAGGCCAUAACACGCAAAGUCGGGAGGUGACCGGGCCCUGCCAGUGCCAGGUGCGCUGGUGCUGCUAUGUCGAAUGCAAGCAGUGCACGCAGAGAGAAGAAGUCUACACCUGUAAAGGGUAAAGCCAUCACCUGUCAGACCCCUAGGAUCAGUGAAGCAUAUCGAUGAUGGUUGUGUUGAAGAUGACUGGUUGUUUUGUUCUCGUGCGGUGUUCUGUUCCCAGUAUCUGAACGACGUCAUGCAGAAAAAAAAAGAAGCAAUAAGCACUUUGAGGACUGUUUGUGGUUUAGGGUAUCAGGGGUCCUGCAGUAAAAAAAAAAAAAACUUUCUCAGACAACUGGGUCACCAUCUCAAGCUUUUUAUCAUAUUGUUGCC